Parnassius mnemosyne (clouded apollo) is the source of this 228-nucleotide messenger RNA. The record is from the annotation of a GenBank genome assembly. Lineage: Eukaryota; Metazoa; Arthropoda; Insecta; Lepidoptera; Papilionidae.
AUGGCACGGAAGUUGGUUAUCCUAUUCCUUUGUUUUAUAACCUUGAGUCAUGGAGUCAACAGUUUCAUAGUACCUACUCAAGGACCUACAACAACGACUACUAGUGCUACGGAAAAACUGGACCUAAAAGAAGAAAUAAUAAGCAAUGAAAAGAAAAUAUCGAAUCUUACAAGACAACUCUCAGAAGACUACAGAAAAUAUAGUUACCUUAUUACGACGUAUUUAUGA